Molecule: messenger RNA, 1586 nt
Organism: Apis cerana (Asiatic honeybee)
Lineage: Eukaryota; Metazoa; Arthropoda; Insecta; Hymenoptera; Apidae
Source: RefSeq, a predicted model, not a curated record
AUUUGAAAAAAAUGAGCAUAGCAGAAAUAUCUAUAAGAAAUGUUUAGGAUGAAGGUUAAACGAAAAAUAUAAAAUAUAAUUUACGUCUAUUCAGAUAUUUGGUAAAAAUUUCGAAAUUCUAGUAUUCAAUUAUCAAAAUUAUAAGAAAUACAAACCAAAGAUGUAUUCUUUUUGCUUUAAGGUAUUUUUGCAUAUACAGUUUCUCAUUUUUUAUUUUGAAUAACAAAUUUUCUUACAUACUCACAUUUUUCGUAACUUUUAUUAAGUAAUUAUUCAUUGAUUUAAUUUUUUUUAAUAAUUAAUUUUUUGUUUUAUCAUUUAUUUAAUUUGUAUUAUUCUUUUCUUCCUUUUUAAAUAAUUUCAUAAAAUUAAUAUUAUUAAUCGUUAUUAGAAAAUAUAAACACUUCUAAUUCCUAAAAAAAAAAAAGAUAAUAAAAUAAAAGGAGAAAAAAAUUAUUUGAAUAAAAUUAAAUUAAAAUGCAUUAAAAAUUAAAAAUAAAAUCCUUAUAAAAAUAUGAAAAAAAAUAAUGCCCGAUAUUAACGAGAUCAUAAAUUUUUUUCGUAACGAUGAUUCACAAGAGCAAAAACAACGCGACAGAGAAUUACGUGAGCGUCAUAAAAAAUCGAGAGAUAAGUAUGAAAAUAUGAAAUAUAAGCAAUUAUGGAAAAUGAGAUUAGCAAAACAUAUAAUUAAUGAUUUGAAAAAUUACGGACCGGCUAAUUUAAUUCAUGUAAACGCAUUAAGUUCUCUUACAAAGAGACCCAUCCGAAUAUGGAAAUCAAUGAAUAAUUUGUAUCGAAUAGUAAAUGAUCAAACGAAUAAAAGUUCAAAUGAGAAUUUUAUCGAUAUCGAAUACCAUGAACAAUCGUUAAAUUCUAUAGGACAUUGGACGUUAUUAAACAAUAAAGAUCCUAUUAAUGUCGAACUUGAUCUAAACGCGUGUCUAUUCGCAGUGAUCGCAGCUCAAAUUGGAAAAAGCACUAAUGAUCUAAGAAAUAACGUAAUUGAUUUUUUAACGAAUAAUAUCAGACAGUUGAUCGAUCAAAUCGAUGAAUUUAUAUCCUUAAAUAAUAACGACGAAAAAUUAUUAAUGAUUGGUGGUGCUCGGUAUAUUGGCACAUCACCUAAAGCAGCAGGUAUCAUACUUGAUAAAUCGCAAAAUGUAUUUAGUCAUACAUGCAAGGCUUAUGGACAUCCCAGAGGUCAUGCAUCCAAUACAGCUGUUACGGGACCGUGCGAUAGCGUAGAAAAUUAUUCGCGAACAACAAAUUCAAUGAAAUCUGGUUUUUUAAGCAAAUCUGAUCAAAAUAAUGUUGCCCAUCUCGCUUUAAGUCACGAAGUGACGCAACAAGCGAUGCGAGAAUUGAAUAAUGGAGCAACAUCCAUGACAGUAACACUUUCACGACGAGAUCUGCAGAAAAAUCAUCGUGCAUUACCAAAAAUGAGGGAAUAUUAUAACGGUGAACCAUAUUCCGAAGAAUUAGAUAUUAUCCAAGUUACGUUAGUAUUGCGACAUCAUCAAGAUAAAUAUAAUGAUCCAAAUGCAGAUGUUUUUGUACAUACAUGUUUUCCAAGAAGUUCUUAA